AUGAACGGUACUUUAGAUAUGGCUCUUGAUGAGGGAGGGCGCGUUACGACCGCACGGAUGGGAACUACUUUUAGCAGUAGGAACCUUCGAAAUGCACCUUACGAACGGCAGCGUCCUCCGAAAGGCAAUAUUGAUGAGCAGUGGUCCCAUGACCUUUUCGAGGAUGCUCGUUUUAAGGAGGGUCGUCAGAAUGUUCGUCGAACAUUAAAUUCAAACAGCAAUACAAAAUUGACCGUUGAAAACUUAUUUUAUGAAGUGACUGAAGAUGACCUCGAGGAACUUUUUUCUGAAUGUGGUCCUGUUAAGAAAGUUAUUUUGCAUUAUGAUCGUGCUGGACGAAGUACAGGUAACGCAGAAGUUACGUUUGAUGAUCCAAAGGAUGCUGAAGCAGCACUUAGAAAAUAUAAUGGGCAGACUCUUGAUGGACAACAAAUGAGAAUCAAAUAUGCAUCCGUCAAACCUAUACAAAAGGUAUCAAGUAUGCGUGGAUCAUCUGCUGCCGAAGGUGGUUCCAUUUUGGAUCGCCUUGGUGGUGUUGCUCGCAGUGGAUUAGUGCUUGGACGAAGUGUAAACAAUGAUACAGUGUCUCGUGGGCGUGGAAACAAGAUUUCAGAUGGUCGUCGGAAACCAACAAGUCGCAAGCCGGUUACGUCUGAUGAUUUAGACGCCGAUUUAGAUGCCUAUAUGGCUAUUGAUAGUGGAACAUCCGUGGAAAAAAAUACAUUAGCUAUUUCAAACGGAGAAAAUGGGAUGGAUUUAUCAUAG
Messenger RNA from Cetraspora pellucida, 765 nucleotides. The record is from the annotation of a GenBank genome assembly. NCBI's taxonomy places the organism in Eukaryota, Fungi, Glomeromycota, Glomeromycetes, Diversisporales, Gigasporaceae.